AGAACCCGCUGAAAAACAUCCCAGAGAUGUGCGUGUGUGAAUGUGACAGCUAGCUGGUGUGUUGAGAGUCAUGGACCCUUACCAGGAGGUGAAUUGUCCAUGUGGUGACACUGAAAAGAAACAGUUCGUGCUCCGAACAGAUAGCUAAAUACACACUUCAGCAAUCAAAAUCAAGAUAUUGAUCGUCAAGAUUAUGCAACAUUAUUAUUACUAAUAUAACCAGUAAAUGCAGUAAGACGAAAAUGAGGCUUCCUUUAGCAUUGGUUGCAAAUUUAAGACCGCUUAAUGCUGGCUUUAGAAAAAGGCAUUCGAUUCAUAAUGGCGUUACGAAAACGUCCUUGCUGUCCAGUCAUAAUAUAUGCAGCAGAGCGGAUAGAAAGUGGAUCAAGCCAGCGGGCUUUGACACCGGUGUGAAGACUUACAACAGUCUUACCAAGCAGUUGGAACAUCUGGUUUUGGCGCAAGAAAGAAUUGCUACCUGGUACAGCUGUGGCCCUACUGUUUAUGAUCAUGCCCAUCUCGGUCAUGCGUGCUCUUACGUCAGAUUUGACAUUCUGCAAAGGAUCUUAUCCAGAAUUUUUGAAAUUAAUGUCAUCCACGUCAUGGUCAUCACUGACAUUGAUGAUAAAAUAAUUCAAAGCAGCAUCGAGCAGAACAUCUCGCACGCUGUCCUAGCAAGAAUGCAUGAGGAAGAGUUUAAGAGGGACAUGCAAGCACUGCGGGUUAUUCCUCCGUCUGUAUACAUGAGGGUGACAGACAACAUCCCCCAGAUUGUAGCUUUCAUACAGCGUAUUAUAGGAAAUGGACAUGCCUAUGUCACAAGUCAAGGGAACGUCUACUUUGACACUCAGUCAAUUGGUAACCGCUAUGGCAAGCUUGUAAACAUUGGAGGGAUUGUUGGGAAGAUGGUGGCUCAGGAUAAAAGAGAUCUAAGAGAUUUUGCGCUGUGGAAAGCAUCCAAACCACACGAGCCUCAUUGGGAGUCACCUUGGGGACAAGGAAGACCUGGGUGGCACAUUGAAUGUUCUACGAUUGCUAGUUCAGUGUUUGGAAGUCAGUUGGACAUCCACUCUGGAGGAAUUGACCUUGCCUUCCCACAUCACGAGAAUGAGAUUGCCCAGUCUGAGGCGUAUCAUCAGUGUGAACAAUGGGGAAACUACUUCCUGCACUCCGGGCACCUUCAUUUGAAAGGAAGCAUGGAGAAGAUGUCAAAAUCCUUGAAGAAUUAUGUAACAAUAAAGGAUUUUCUGAAAUCUUACACUGCUAAUGAGUUUCGAGUUUUCUGUCUUCUGACCAGAUACAGAUCAGCAAUCGAAUAUAGUGAUGCAAGCAUGAAUGGAGCCCGAUCAACCCUGUCCACCAUCUCUUCCUUCUACCACAAUGCACAGGCCUACAUGCAGGGCCACUUACAGUGCCAGCCUGUAGAGGAGGGAAUUCUCUGGGAGAGGUUGUCUGUUACACAGUCCAUCAUUCGGAAAGCACUUGCUGAUGAUUUUGACACCCCAAAAGCUGUGGAUGCCAUUAUGAGCCUCAUUUACCACGGCAACUGUCAGCUUCAGCCUACUACUAAGGUUGUUGGGCCGAGGAGUCCUGCUGUAUUUGGAGCCAUACUGUCCUACGUCAGGGAAAUCAUGGAUGUUUUUGGAGUUGAUCUAUUGGACACAAAGGAAGUCAAUGAUUCCUCUGGAGUUUUAAAUAAUGUGCUAGAGGAAUUGGUGCACUUUCGGAGGAAGGUUCGUAAUUUUGCUCUUUCUGUGGAAGAUCGAGCUACGCAAGAUCCCCACACUGCCUCUGAAAUUCAGAAAAGCCAUCUACGGCCAGACAGAGAGCCCUUGCUGAAGGCCUGUGAUGCUUUAAGGAAUAAUCUAGCACCUCUUGGAGUCCAAAUUAAGGACAGAGGAAUAGACUCCACCUGGGAAAUAACAAGAAGCGUAGAGACAAGGAAGAAAUAACCACUUACUGAAUUGGGAAGUUUGAUCUAUUAGAUCCCAAGCUGCAGCAUCGUCUUGACUCUUUAAGUUUCUUUUUUUUUUUAAGACAUUACAGUUUAACUGAAAAAGUCUUGCACAGAAUGAUUAGUUUUAUAAUGCAACUAAAGCUGUAACACCACUAGUAACCACAUUUUGAUCUGGUGAUAAUGAUUGUAAUUAUUAAUAAAUCGACUUUUUGUAGGAUAUUUGUCUCAGUAAAGGACUUUUGGACCAACUUAAGGACAUUUCUAAACCAUUCAAGAAUCGUCAUUGACCUCCUCUGUCUGAUAAUCACGAUAGAAUAUGAUAUGCUAAUCAUAGAAAGGUCAUAAGUUAGAGUAAAGUUGUCUAUUGUAUUGAUGUUUGCUUGGUUUCUUUUCACAACAUAUUAUUUUGUUGUCGUUUUUAUGGGGAAAUGCGUUUGAUAUCUGUAAAGACAUUACGAAGAUGCUCCCUAAAUACCUCUGUCAUACUUUUAAUUUUUAAUAGGGCAAUAUAAAAUAUGCAAGUGGCGAAAAAAAUAAAUAUGAAUUAUGAA
This is a messenger RNA of Puntigrus tetrazona (Sumatra barb), 2508 nucleotides long. It is a transcript of the gene cars2, whose product is annotated as cysteinyl-tRNA synthetase 2, mitochondrial. The coding region runs from base 243 to 1952 and encodes 569 amino acids. The record is from RefSeq and is a predicted model, not a curated record. Gene Ontology annotation, cellular component: cytoplasm. Gene Ontology annotation, biological process: cysteinyl-tRNA aminoacylation. Gene Ontology annotation, molecular function: ATP binding; cysteine-tRNA ligase activity. NCBI's taxonomy places the organism in Eukaryota, Metazoa, Chordata, Actinopteri, Cypriniformes, Cyprinidae. The transcript is spliced from 15 exons.